Hemibagrus wyckioides is the source of this 2864-nucleotide messenger RNA. It is a transcript of the gene maf1a, whose product is annotated as MAF1 homolog, negative regulator of RNA polymerase III a. Gene Ontology annotation, cellular component: nucleus. The transcript has 7 exons. The coding region runs from base 553 to 1299 and encodes 248 amino acids. NCBI's taxonomy places the organism in Eukaryota, Metazoa, Chordata, Actinopteri, Siluriformes, Bagridae. Gene Ontology annotation, molecular function: RNA polymerase III core binding. The record is from RefSeq and is a predicted model, not a curated record. Gene Ontology annotation, biological process: negative regulation of transcription by RNA polymerase III.
CUACAGGAAGUGAAAACUGCGUUUGUGAGGACAUUACUUGCUGUGUGGCUAAUAUAGAUAGGAAUAUAAACAAAGUCGUUUCUCUAUUUAAGAAAACUAUUCGCAAAAGAAAAGGUGUACAUAAGCCUGCUUAAGGUUUGAUACAGUAGCUGGGAUGCCUAAUUUUCUUGGUAAUUUUACCUUUAAUGGGAGGUACUGGAAAUUUCACAGUAAGAAGGAAGACAGAUACAGAAGUGCAAUAAGCUCUCGACAAAGACCUCUACGUGUGUGUUUAUAUUUGCAGUGAUUUUUAAAGAGCACUAGCUUGUUUUACUGUCGAGCCACAAGAUUUGCAAAAUACUAGCACGCGCUCUUACGACUCUGGUUUCUGCACGUGCGUAUGUUUUAUACACAAAUUUUGCAGUAAAGAGUAGCGACCAACUUUAUGUUGGAAACGUUAAAAAUAUGGUAUAUGUGCAUUUAAUUACAAUUUGUGCAUGUAGUAAAGUACUGAUAGGUUAUUGGUAGUGAGGCUGUGGGUCCCCGUUUCUGUGAGCUUGUCAGUUAAAAACAAUGAAGCUUUUGGAAAAUUCGAGUUUUGAGGCCAUUAAUACUCAGCUGACCAUAGAGACUGGAGACUGUAAGAUAAUCGGAAGAAUUGAAAGUUACUCCUGCAAAAUGGCGGGUGAAGACAAGCAGAUGUUUAAGCAGUUCUGUCAGGAGGGACUGCCUCAUGUGCUGGAAGCUCUGUCACCUCCUCAGUCGUCUGGAAUCAGCCCUAACAAACUGAGUCACAGUCAAAGUGGUGAUGAAGUGGAGAGUCCGCUUUCUGACAAGUGCAGCAGGAAGACUCUGUUCUACUUGAUUGCUACUCUCAAUGAGUCAUUCAGGCCAGACUAUGACUUCAGCCGCACCCGGGGAUAUGACUUCAGUAGAGAGCCCAGUGUCAACUGGGUGUUUAAUGCUGUGAAUGGUAGCUUGUCUACUGCUGCUGGGGAGGCAUACAGCAGCUUGCAGCCUCAGCUCUGGGAGGCCAUUGACAAUGAGAUCAGUUUGGCGGAGUGUGACAUUUAUAGCUAUAAUCCAGACCUUGAUUCUGACCCUUAUGGAGAAGAAGGUAACCUGUGGUCCUUCAACUAUUUCUUUUAUAAUAAGAGGCUGAAAAGAAUUGUUUUCUUCACAUGUCGCUCUGUUAGUCUUUUUAUGACUCCACAAAACUCGUCCAUUGGAACUGAGCUAGACCUGGACCUGGACGAAGGUGGCUUUGAAGAGGAGGAGAACAUGGAUGAAGAGAGGUAUCAACCGUUAUGUGCCCAGUAAAGAUGUCAUAAAUCCACUGCCUUGCUUCGGAUCGCCUUGGAUGUCUCUUGGAGUUGAAGUUCUUUUUCUGUUUUUAUAUCAAGUGGUUGUUCUUGCUAUCACUAUGGUAGGAUAAAUGCUUUUAUUAACAGGAAUUUAAUGACAUCCACACAUUGUUUUUUGGGGUUUUUUUUUUUUAGUGUUUGUGUCUCUCGAUAGUUGUUAUUGGCCUUUUUUUUCCUCCUUUUGCAGUUGACUCCUGGGAAAUUCUAAGCACUCUUAAAAUUCCUUACUUUUUCAAAUUCAAGAUUAAUGGAUUUUUACAUUAUAUAGAUAAUUGUUGUAUUUUACAAAUUGUUAAUUAUAAGUGUGUUGGAUGAACUACUUUAUUUGCUUUUUUUUUUUUCCUUCCAGUCCUUUUUAUUGACCGUUCAAGACUAAUCUAAUACAAAAAUAGAAUUGCAUUUUUAUGACCACUGCAAAAUAGUUGCCAAAAUUAACCUUUUAUUAGCUACCUUUUUGUACCAUUUUAAAAAAUACUGACGUGUUCUGCCAUGUUUGUUUACCCUAUCCCCCCCAUUAAGCUUCAAGAUUGAUCACUUUGUUGUACCUGGCUAUUGAUGUUCAUGGAUUAAAUAUGUGUUUGAUGUUUUAGAUUGUCAUGAAAAUUUUGUGUGGCAAUUUCUUGGAAUAUGCUAGGAUGGCCACCGAUCAUUUUUUUUUUCCAUUUCAUUCUAAUCAUUUUGUGCUUGGUGGAUUUUGGAAAUGGUUGUUAUGCUUCUGUUCUCUAAGUGUAAGGAGACUUAGAUCUGAAAUAGGGUCAGCCAACAUGACGAUAUGAUAACUUUAUUGUAAUAUAUUAAACAUAAAGUCCUCAGGUUUAUGGGUAUAAAUUAUAUUUAAAUGAGCCUGGGAUUAUUUGCCUGAUCAGAAUACCUGUUGAAUAUGCUACUGUGUUACAUAACUUCUAUGACAUUAUUGGUUCAUUUUUUUGUCAGGUGCAAAUUUAUAUAACAAGCUGAAUAUGCUGUAAACUUUGUUGAUAAACAGUUUCCUCCUAAAAUGUUUCAAGAUAAAUAAAAUAAUCACCUCAGUAUUUUCUGUGUGAUGGCAGCUACUCAAAAAGGCCCUGAAUGAAAUAUGGUGUUAAGAAUACAUAUAAACAUAUCAGGAUUUACUUUUUUUUCCCCACAUUUAUGAUAAAUAUCUUUGUCUUUGGCAUUUGUUUUAUAUUGGACUGUGAGACUGUGGUGUUUCUCAUAAUGCAGUUUGUGCUCGCUUAAUCAGAGCCAAGCUACAAAGAACAAGUAAGAAUAUUGUCACACAUUAUUGGAUUUUAAAUGCAUUUUUGUUACUCAAAACGUUUGUUUGUUUGUUUGUGUGAAAGCAGACAGCAACCUCAUGGAAGAGUAGCAUUUGUAAUUUGUAGUUUAUAUUUGUGCUGUAUAUUAAAGGAGUCUUUCUUUUGUUAUGGAACUAAAAAUGUGUAUGGCUCAACUGAGAUGAUGAUGAUCAUGGCUAAAUUUGUGUGCUUUGGGCCCUGAAAUGAUAUGCUUGAUAAAUUGCUAAAAUUAUUAUAGGUUGAU